Pichia kudriavzevii is the source of this 1914-nucleotide messenger RNA. RefSeq lists its product as uncharacterized. Gene Ontology annotation, biological process: cytoplasm to vacuole targeting by the Cvt pathway; autophagy. Bases 1 to 1914 code for a protein of 637 amino acids. Gene Ontology annotation, cellular component: phagophore assembly site. The transcript has a single exon. The record is from RefSeq and is a predicted model, not a curated record. Lineage: Eukaryota; Fungi; Ascomycota; Pichiomycetes; Pichiales; Pichiaceae. Gene Ontology annotation, molecular function: phosphatidylinositol binding.
AUGGCAGACCAGUUUACCUCUGUACAAUGGGAAGAUGGUGAGAAUAUUAGUCACUCAAUCUCCAAUAAUACUGGAGCAGACAAAACACAAACGCAGCCAAAUGUGCAUUCUGAUGGAGAAUCAAUAAAUCAGAGCACACCGACCUCCUCUUCGCCGAUUGGAAACAAUUCGAUUCUCAAUGACAACCAGCGGGAAGAAAAUCCAUUUGGUAUAUUGAGAAAUUCAAGUAAGAACACCCUUGGGUUGGAGAAUAAUAGUAAAGAACUCGAAGGGAGUGGAUUGAUCACACAGACAAUGAUUCUUGGUUCAGAAACAGAGACAACACAAACAACUAGUCAUGACAAUGCUAACGAAGAGCAACUGAAAAGUGAACAAGCAAGUCUAGGAAGUAUUGAUCACUUAAAUGGACCAACAAAAGGAGAUGAAUAUUCCGCUUCAACUUCUCAAACCAAUGAGACAUUCAAUGCCGUCACUGAACCGCUGCAUUUUAAGCUAAUUGUUGAAGUCACCGAUCCAGUAACUGAGCAUGAAGGUUCAAACACAUUCACCAAUUACCAUCUAAAAGUUGAAACAGAUAGUAAAAAGUUGUCCAGUACUAAUUACACUAUUGUCCGUCGCUAUUCAGAUUUCGACACCUUAUUCAAAUGCUUAUCAUAUGAUUUCCCAACCGUAUUAAUUCCUCCCCUACCUAAUAAGCAGCGGUUGAAAUACAUAAAGGGAGGCAGGUUUACUGAAGAGUUUGUUGUGAAACGUUGCAACUCCUUGAACAUAUUCAUGCAGAGAGUCACUAAACACGAAAUCUUAAGGAAUAGUGAUGUUUUGAUGAUUUUCUUGGAGAAUUCACAAUACUGGCACACCUAUAAAUCCAACUUAAACUUCAACGAGACAAAUAUAACACAUGCAAACUCAGGUGUUGAAGGGUUCACAGAAUUUUUGAUGAAUUCCUUUAAGAAACCGACAAUGGAAAGUAAAUACACCAAAAAUUUCAAAGAAAUUGAAAGUCAACGAAUCAAAUUACAGGAGAACUUGAAUAAGAUUGAUAAGAUAUAUGGAAAAGUGAUAAAUAAACAAGAAAGCAUAUCCAAAGAGUUGAAUGGUAUUGGUGAUGAAUUUAAUAAGUUAACCAUAUUACUAAAUAAUGAUUUUAAUGGGAAGUUUAGAGAAGAGGAGAAUUUGGAUAAAGGUACCAAAGAACUAGUUAUGCAAUUUAAAGUUUUCUCUGAGAAUUUGAAAAAAGUAGGUGGGAAUUAUCAUGAUUUGAACAAAUAUAUUGAAUUCAACUACAUUAACGGCUUGAAGGAUCUUGAGCAUUACUUGAUAUCACUUGGAAAUCUAAUCAAACUGAAAGACAACAAAAUAAUCGAUUAUGAGAUGCUAAACAACUACCUUGAAAAAACCGUCACCGAGAAAGAGAACUUGGAAAAUGGGGGUUCUUUGACAUCAACAACCGAAGGUACGAUAUCAUAUCUAAGUAGAAAGUUCGAAACUCUAACGGGAUUGAAAAAUACCUCGCCGCCAAAUGAUCCACAUCUUUCAACCAACGAUUCAACUAAUAAAAGUUUGAUUGACGAUCGCAUUAGGAAGUUGAACUCCAGAAUCGAGUUGUUGGAAAAGGAAAGGGAGAAUGCUAAACAAGUGUACACACGGUAUGAGUUGGACCUCCUUAAGGAAUGGAACCAAUUUAAAUCUAUCAAAGAUUAUGAGAUAGUUGAAUCGUUGGGUCACUUGAGUGAUCAAUAUAUCAAGCUUUACUCAGAAUCGUAUGAGAAGUGGGAAAAGCUCCAAUUGAAUGACACAAAGUUGGAGAUGCCCAAUAAGUUGACCGACGAAGGUAAGGAAGAGUAUUUCGGUAACAAUGUUGUGCUUCAAAAUGAUGAGGAGAUAAAAAAUAUGCUACACGGUGUAGAACUAUAG